GGGGCGGGCUAAGGGAGGGACCUUCUCGUGCCCGCCCCGGAGACCCGGGGGCCGAGCGCGGCCCGAGCGGCGCGUGCGGGAGCGAGCCCCCUCUGCAGGCUGCAGCCCCGGCGCGCGGGGCGAUGUCGCUGACGUUUGAGGAUGUGGCCAUGUAUUUCUCCCCAGUGGAGUGGGUGCUGCUGGGCGAGGAGCAAAGGCAACUUUACAGACAUGUCAUGUGGGAAAAUUACCAGACUCUGGUUUCAUUAGGAAUCCAAACCCCCAAGCCAGUGGUGAUCUCCAACAUAGAGCGAGGGGAAGAGCUGUGUGUCCAGGGUCCCACAGAAGAUGAUGAGGACGUCCUGAGUGGCACCUGCCCAGGUGAACUAUUUUGAACUUGUUUCUUCAAUUUCACCUGGUUGAUUUCAGACCAAUUCUCCGGUUUGUCAACAUCAUUUAGAAAUCUAAUCCUGUCCACCAAAGUGUUUGUAAGCCUUCCCUGGCUGUCUGAAUCAUUGUCCGAGCAGCACUUGGGAAUCUCCCUUCCGAGUUCAGGCCCACUUUUGUAAGGACCCAACA
Molecule: messenger RNA, 558 nt
Organism: Chelonia mydas (Green sea turtle)
Lineage: Eukaryota; Metazoa; Chordata; Testudines; Cheloniidae
Product: protein ZNF783
Exons: 4
Coding region: 123-374 (83 amino acids)
Biological process (GO): regulation of DNA-templated transcription
Source: RefSeq, a predicted model, not a curated record